This is a messenger RNA of Penicillium soppii, 1434 nucleotides long. Its product is annotated as cation diffusion facilitator family transporter. Gene Ontology annotation, biological process: zinc ion transmembrane transport; intracellular zinc ion homeostasis. Lineage: Eukaryota; Fungi; Ascomycota; Eurotiomycetes; Eurotiales; Aspergillaceae. The transcript has 3 exons. The record is from RefSeq and is a predicted model, not a curated record. Gene Ontology annotation, molecular function: zinc ion transmembrane transporter activity. Gene Ontology annotation, cellular component: membrane. Bases 1 to 1434 code for a protein of 477 amino acids.
AUGCUAAAUGAUGUUUUGUCCCUGUGUGUUGGCUUAUGGGCUGUGAAAGUCGCCAACCGCGAGACCACCUCUAACACCUACACCUAUGGCUGGCAAAGAGCUGAAACUCUUGGUGCCUUGGUCAAUGGCGUAUUCCUAGUCGCCCUGUGCAUGUCGAUUUUCUUGGAGGCUACUCAACGAUUGGUGGAACCCCAGGAAGUGCAAAACCCUCGAUUUGUCUGUAUUGUUGGUUGUUUCGGUCUUGCUUCCAACAUAAUUGGAUUGGUUCUCUUCCACGACCACUCUCACGGUCACGGUGGUGGCGGCCAUGAUCACGGCCACGACCACGACCACGAUGAAGAACAUUCCAUCGAAGGUUACACUGACCACGACCAUGACCAUAACCACGACCACGACCACAGCCCGGUCGCUCUCUCAGAGCCUGGCAAUACUCUCACUCAAUCUACUACAGAGCCAGCCUCCCCGAUUUCCCGCAAGCGUCGCGACACCCGUGGUUCGAGACGAUACAGUACCUCGAACGGACGUGCCUUUAUUAGUGUUGACGACAUUCCCGUGCUACCAGAGAGACUCAGACAAGGAAUUAUCGCGGCCAGUCAAUAUCGCAGUGAGCAAUCAUCUGAUUCAGAGACUGGCCAUGACGAGGAUGAGAUCCCUUCUGAACGUUCAGGUCUUCUGCGUCACCGAGACCAUGCCACCAAUUACACCGACGAGGAUGGAGCUCCGGUCAAAGUCCCCGACCACCGAGAUGAGGAUGUCCACAAAUCGCACAAUCACGCCCAACCGAAGUCGAAGGAUCAGAAGAAGGGCCACGGCCAUGAUCUCAACAUGCGCGGUGUCUUCCUCCACGUCAUGGGCGACGCACUUGGAAACAUUGGUGUGAUCGUAUCCGCGUUGAUCAUCUGGCUGACGGACUACAAAUGGCGUUUCUACGUUGACCCCGGUAUUUCGCUCGUUAUCACACUGAUAAUUCUUGCUUCCGCUAUUCCGCUAUGCAAGGCCGCUUCCCGCAUCCUGCUCCAGGCCGUGCCCCCUGGCAUGAGCAUUGACCACAUUAAGGAGGAUAUCGAGCGACUCCCCGGUGUCAUUGGCUCCCACCACCUGCACGUCUGGCAAUUGAGCGACACCAAGAUUGUGGCAUCAAUUCAUCUCCAGGUAGACACGGAGAUCAAGGGCGAAGGCUCGGAGAGGUACAUGCGUCUUGCCAGACAGGUGCGACGUUGUCUCCAUGCAUACGGUAUCCACUCCUCCACCAUCCAGCCCGAGUUCGCACCCGACAGUGACGUCGAAGACAACGGCCAGGCGUCCUCUUCUCGCGGUACUGAGGAUGUACUCCCCAGCCGUGCUGCCAGUGUCCGCGACGGUGAUUCUCAGGCGUGCCUUUUGGAGUGUGACGAGAACUGUGCCCGAGGAGGCCAGUGCUGUCCCAAAAAGUGA